Molecule: messenger RNA, 4338 nt
Organism: Asparagus officinalis (garden asparagus)
Lineage: Eukaryota; Viridiplantae; Streptophyta; Magnoliopsida; Asparagales; Asparagaceae
Product: pentatricopeptide repeat-containing protein At5g55840
Exons: 4
Coding region: 267-3230 (987 amino acids)
Molecular function (GO): protein binding
Source: RefSeq, a predicted model, not a curated record
CCAACCCAACCCAACCCGACGAUUCAGGGUUUAGUGGGAAGCAAAGCAUCUGCUUCCUCCCCCUUUCAUCAUCUUCUUCAAGGAAUUUGUUCCAUGUUCAGCAGUCAUUGGUUGGUGAAAUCAUAUAAACUGGAGGCACACUCACUUUCGAGCAGUUCACAGAGAAAAGGGCAUGCAAGUUUCUUGGUUGGGUCAUCUGUUAGCCGGAUUUUGAUGAGAUAGCUCCUAUCUUCUGUGUCUCGAACUACGCACUUGUUCUGGCUCUUAUGGGAACCUACCACCACUGUAAUUCUGGUCCUUGUGUUUUUGACCUCUUAAUAAAAGUUUACAUUCAGAAAGGAAUGCUGAAGGAUGCAGUGAAGACUUUUCGACAGAUGGGUUCUCGAGGAUUCAAGGCCUCUAUAUAUUCUUGCAAUACCAUUCUUUCCUCAAUUUCAAGGAAGCAGCGAAAAUCCUCAGCUUUGUUGUUCUUCAAAGAAAUUCUGAUGAUGGGGAUUAGUCCAAAUGUACGCACUUUCAAUAUACUUUUGAAUGCACUUUGUUCAGAGGGAAAGCUCGAGAAAGCUGGAUACCUAUUGUCUAAGAUGGAAGAAGUUGGAUGCUCGCCUACAGUUGUUACUUAUAAUACAUUUCUCAACUGGUACUACAAGAGAGGAUGGUAUAAGGCAGCUCUUAAGCUGUUGAAUUGCAUGGAGAGUAAAAACAUUAAAGCAGAUGUAUUCACGUACAAUAUAAUCAUUGAUGUUUUAUGCAAAAGAAAUAGGAGUGCUAAAGCUUAUAUGUUGUUGAAAAGAAUGAAGGAAGCUGGUAUUUCUCCAAAUGAGAGAACAUACAAUUCCCUCAUUAAUGGUUUCUGCAAAGAAGGUAAGAUUACUAUCGCCGCUCGCAUUUUUGGUGACAUGUCAAAGCAUCACCUUGUAAAUUGCAUUACGUACAAUACUUUAAUUGAUGGACACUGUCGAAAUAAUAAUACUGAUGAAGCUUCAAGACUUUUAGAUGAGAUGGAGGCUAUGGGAGUAGAGCCUGAUGAGGUUACUUAUGGUACUCUACUAAAUGGUUAUUGCAAGGCAUCAAACUUGGAUGCUGCAAUGACCCUUCUUGAAAGGAUUAGGACCAAGGGUCUAGUAAUCAACUAUAUCAUGUAUACAACUCUAAUUGAUGGACUGUGCAAAGAGGGAAAGCUUCGUAAUGCUUUGAAAAUUCUUGAUACUAUGUUCGAGGUUAGGGUUAGUCCUGAUGUUAUCACAUAUUCAACAUUGAUUAAUGGUCUCUGCAAAAUGGGCAAGAUAUAUCAUACAAAGGGAAUCUUGUCAAAGAUGCACAAGACCGGAGUAACUCCCAAUAGUAAUUUAUAUUCAACACUAAUAUACCAUUACAGCAAGCAGGGUGAUAUUAUGGAUGCGAUGAAGUUGUACACUGAUAUGUAUCGUACAGGUCAAAACGCCAACGUGCUUACAUGCAAUGCUAUACUUAGUUCUUUAUGUACGAUGGGAAAGUUAACAGAAGCUGAGGAGUUCAUGCGACAUAUGAUUAGGAUGGGGCGAUAUCCAAACUCUGACAGCUUCAAUAUUGUUAUAAAUGGUUAUGCUUGUAGAGGCAAGGCACUAGGAGCAUUUUCCAUAUAUGAUGAAAUGGUUAAACAAGGUAUUCCUCCAAAUAAAUGUACAUACAGAUGUCUACUUAAAGGGCUGUGCGUCGGGGGUAGUUUGGAGGAGGCCAGAAGAUUUUUCUUUCAGAUUUUAGAUAUUCCUUUUGUUGUUGAUAUUAUGACCUAUAAUACAUUGCUCUCAGGGAUGUGUGAAUUUGGAAAUGUGGAGGAUGCUUUGAUUUUAUGUGAUAAGAUGAUGGAGGACAACAUUAUACCCGAUGCUUAUACUUACACAAUUCUAAUCAGUGGCUUCUGCCGGAAAGGCAAUAUUGUUCCUGCGAUUGUUCUUUUGGAGAAGAUGAUAGAGAAAGCAUUGUUACCUAACCAUGUUGCGUAUACUUGCUUAAUUGAUUGUUUGGUGAAGGAACAACAGUUAAAGGGUGCUUGUUUUCUGUUUGAAGAGAUGAUGAACAAAGGACUAUACACUGAUGUUGAUGCUUUCAAUGCCAUGAUUAAUGGAUACUUGAAGGCAGGGAUGAUGGAGAAGGUGAAUAAGCUAGUCAAAGUGAUGAAGAACAAAGGUUUGCAUCCAAAUCUUGCCACAUAUAACAUUCUUAUUCAAGGAUAUAUCAAACAACAACAUGCAGUGAGAUUAUUUGAUCUAUACAAGACAAUGAUACAACAAGGUGUCAUGCCUGAUAAAGUAACUUACCACUCCUUAAUUCUCGGACUUUGUGAAUGUGGUAUGAUUGAUAUUGGGGUAAAAUUUUUGGAGAAGAUGAUGUUGAAUGGUGUUGUUCCUGAUGAAUCGACUUUUAAUAUGCUCAUUAAAAAGCACUGUGAGAAAACUCAAAUGCAGAACGCCUACAACCUUAUCCAUUGUAUGAAAAGAUUACAGAUGUCACCUAGCGGCAGUACCUAUGAUGCUAUUUUAAAUGGACUGAAUAAUAAAAAUGAUUUUGAGCAAUCUUUUAAGGUUUUGUACGAAAUGAAGGAGAAGGGAUUUCAUCUCAAACCUACACAUUAUAUCACAUUGAUUAAUGGCAACUGCAGGAUAGGAAAUAUUCCAGAAGCGUUUAGAUUGAGAACAGAAAUGGAAAUUUUGGGCGUAGCACCCUAUGAAGUAGCGGAGAGUACCAUUAUCAGGGCUCUUUGUAAGUGCGGGAAGGUUGAUGAUGCAUUACUAAUUUUGACUGUCAUGCUUCGGAAACAAAUGGUGCCUACUAUUGCUACAUUUACUACUCUCAUGCAUGGGCUUCACAGGGAAGGCAAUGUUGCCUAUGUUAUGUACUUGAAAGAUUUAAUGGAACAUAGUGGGUUGAAACUAGAUGUUAUUACUUAUAAUGUCAUCAUUACAGGAUUAUGCGCUAAUCAUCGUGUUGCUGAUGCCUUCAAAUUGUAUGAAGAGAUGAAAAUGAAGGAUCUUUUGCCUAAUAUCACAACUUAUGUCGUGCUCAUUGAUGCAAUUGGCAAGGAGAAUAAACUUGUUGAGGGAGAAACACUUUUGAAAGAUAUUCAAGAGAGAGGUCUGGUAUCUCCCGGGAACAGCAACAAAAGUUUGCAUAAGGGAUUGCUAGAUGCCAUGUGUAGAUUAAAUAACUUGAGAUCUUGUCGGCAGAAAAUAAUGAAUAGCAAAAUGUAAUUAUUGCAAAUUUGUAGAGGCUUUUCCUGAGAGAGGUACAUGAUACAUCUUCUCAAAAGAUAAUUCUCAAGCUAUUGUAGAUGUUCAGCGUACAAAUUUGCACAGAAAGAUUAUGAAAUUCAAUCAAGUAGAGAUGCCCUAAUUGAUUCAGUUCUGGUAACGCAGGCUCUAGUUUUGCUCUUGCUGCUUCCUAAUCAAUUCAUGCAACUGUUGACUAUGACAUGAUAGACAUAUAUACUGUUGGAACUCAAGUUGAAUUUCUGUGUUUGUCUGUUACUGAAGAAGAAAUAUCCACAGCAUAGAAUGCAGCAGAUCCAUCAGAAACUUUUUGGGCAGAUGAGUUUAAUAUCAAGAAUGAAGCUUCUUCCUGCAUUAAUGCAAUAAUCCAACAUAUCUGGAGGAAUUUCCAGGUGUGCCCAUGCAGAAGUCUUGGCUCCUUAGAAUCUGAUAAAACCUCUAUAUAUGCUCCCCUCCACAGCAGAGGCGAUGUACACAAACUGAGACUUUUGCACAACAAAGAGCAGAGUUAAAGAGAAAAUCAUAUAGAGAACAAAAAGACAACCAGUUGACCUGGAUAACUCUUCAUAGCAACUAUACCCUGUUCUUCAGGAAGAGGUGUUGUUGACCUCCAUCUGGAGCAAAUUUAUCAGCAUUAUCUGCACCUCUACUUGCUGAAGACCACAGACCUAGUUCAGAGCAGUUAACCACUAUCAUGCUUGCAUCAGCCUCUUUGGGAACAGCUACAUACUUGGUAGCAAGAGGCGUGGGAGUGAUGUUAAAUCACGGAGCUUUGUGCAAUUGCAAAUAGUUCGAAGGUCAAAAAGAAAUUGAAGGGCCAUUCUUUUUUCAGUUGAUCUGCAGGCUGUGAUUCACCAUAGAUCAGGUAACUGAGGAGAAAAGCAAGAGAUAAGAGGGUCAUGAUUACACUCUGAUGAGGUGCCAUGGCAAGGGCCUUAUUCAACUUCUGCAUUUUCUUCUAAAGUUUUGAGCCUUGUCUUUGCAUUUACUAACAGUGUAUAUAUGAAUAUUGUAUUUGGACAUUAUUGUAUGUGGCCUUGAAGGCUAGAGCAAAUGCAUAUAUCCCUAUAUAUUGAAGGAGGUUUGAGGG